ACCUGGUUUUUUCUUUUCCCGCGUUCCUCUACCCAGUCAUCUCAUCUCCGCCUGUAAGAAAGAAACAGAAGGAACCGAGCUUUAUUCCUCAACUCAUCAACGACUUCUUCAAACCCUAACCACCCCUCUUUCUCUUUCUCUUUCUCUUUCUCUUUCUCUUUCUCUUUCUCUUUCUCUUUCUGUAGAAGUGUAAAUCUUUCUUUUCGUCUCUCAAUCUCAUGUUCUUUCACCUUCUCGACCAUGUCGCCUCUCUAUCUCUUCUUAUUCUGCGCUCUAUUCGUUGCAGUAUAUUCUCAAUCCUCACCUUCUAGGCCUACAGGUUUAUUCAUCGACUGCGGCGCCACCGCACGCUACGAUAAUAUAUGGGUCCUUGACAACGGGUAUGUCUUCUCGGGAGUUCCCAGAUCAGUAAUUAUACCUGAAAACCCCUACUUUGUCCGGACGCUCUCCACCGUCCGGUCUUUCCCUCUCGAAGGCCAUAUUCGCCGGAAAUUCUGCUACGUUCUGCCGGUCACCCGCAAUGUCAAAUACCUCGUACGGACCACAUACUUCUAUGGGGGAGUCAAUGGCAGAGAUUCGCCUCCGGUUUUUGAUCAGAUAGUCGACGGGACGUUCUGGAGCGUCGUGAACACGACGGAGGAUUACGCCAUGGGGAGAUGGUCUUACUAUGAAGGGGUCUUUGUUCCUGCUGUGAAGACGAUGAGCAUCUGCGUUGCUGGAAAUACGUAUACGGAUUCAGAUCCGUUCAUUUCUGCUUUGGAAGUUGUUCGUUUGGACAAUUCACUUUACAACUCCACAGAUUUCAAGAAAUAUGGUUUGAGUUUGGUUGCAAGGAACAGUUUUGGAUAUGGAGGACCCCUCAUCAAAUUCCCUGAUGACAAAUUUGAUCGAUACUGGGAGCCAUUUGGAGAGAUCAGUCCUACAAUACAAAGCUUUAGAAAUCUCUCAGAUUCUGGUAUUUGGAAUCUUCCACCCUCAAAGGUAUUUAGCACUGAGUUAACGUCUGACCAAGGAAUGCCCAGGGAGUUGCGAUGGCCUCAAAGAUCUCUUCCGAACUCCACCUACUACAUUGCUCUGUACUUCGCGGAUGAUCAUGAUGCUUCACUAGGGAAUAUAACAGUAUUAAACAUUGCUAUAAAUGGAAUACAAUAUUACAGCAAUCUGUCUGUGACUUCAGCUGGUGUUGCUGUUUUUGCCACACAAUGGCCUCUCUCUGGUCUUACAACAAUAACUUUGGCUCCUCCUCCUGGGUCGGCUAUGGGUGCUUUGAUCAACGCUGGGGAGGUUUUUAAUGUGUUGCCCCUUGGAGGAAGAACUCUCACACGAGAUGUAGUUGCUUUGAACGUAGUGAAUAAAAGUCUAGAAAAUCCUCCACUUGAUUGGAAUGGUGAUCCUUGUUUACCUCGCCAAUACUCAUGGACGGGAGUAGUUUGCUCUUAUGAAACCCGGAUUCGUGUGGUUGCUUUAAACCUCACAAGCAUGGGAAUUAGAGGACCUCUAUCACCUGAAAUUGCCAAUUUGACUGCAUUAACUGAGAUCUGGCUUGGGAAUAACACUUUCUGGGGAACAAUUCCUGAUCUAAGCAAUUUAAAGAUGCUGGAGACAUUGCAUUUGGAGGACAAUCAUUUUAGCGGGGUGAUUCCUCCGUCGCUGGGGAACAUUGUCAAGCUGCGUGAACUCUUCCUCCAAAACAACGAACUUGGAGGUGAAGUCCCAAACAGCCUUAAAGUAAAACCUGGACUGAACCUUAAGACUUAUGGGAACCAAUUUUUAGUGCAAGCGCCUCCAACAAAUUAAUUUGUGCAUGAAGAGUCAACUCUACUACAAAUUUCUGUGGGUGCUUUAGAGAUGCAUAUUUCAAGUAUCAGAAUUGGAAUUUCACCCGGUUUGGCACCUCUGUAAAAUACUGAUGAAAUAAGACAUAGUUAGUGCAAUUUGGAGCACCAAUGUACAUGCGGAUUGCUGUACGCAGUCAGAUUGACUCUUUUUCUGCUCAGCAAGCUUCAAGGCGUCCUCUCACAAAUAUUUGCCAGUGAUGAAUGACUUAGAAAGUCCUAUGUCCUCUGUAAAUGUUUCUCUUGCUUUUCUUUAUGCAGUAUGGAUACAUCUUACAUGUAUUUGAAGCUAGAAUUUGACAUAAUUGGAUAUAUAUGAUUUUUUUUUUUUUCA
Nelumbo nucifera (sacred lotus) is the source of this 2169-nucleotide messenger RNA. Its product is annotated as putative LRR receptor-like serine/threonine-protein kinase At1g67720. The record is from RefSeq and is a predicted model, not a curated record. NCBI's taxonomy places the organism in Eukaryota, Viridiplantae, Streptophyta, Magnoliopsida, Proteales, Nelumbonaceae. Gene Ontology annotation, molecular function: protein binding.